AUGGCGUCACCGACUCCUCCCCACGAGCCCAUGCCCGGCAGCUCCUUCUACCCGCAGAACUACGACCUCGUGAUGCAAUACCUUCUCCCGAAGCUUGCCGCAUCUCCGCUCCCCGCCUCCACCGAGCAUUUCUUCCACGACGCGGACGUGUACGCCGACGACCCCGAGACGCUCACCUCCCGCUACCCGUCCGGACCGGCGCGGGCUUACGGCGAGAGCGAAAACUGGUACUUCUUUUGCGCCGUGAAGCCCACGAUCGCCCGCGACGGCCGCAAGCCCCGGAUCGUCGGCGGCGGCAAGGGUACCUGGAAAGCCGAGAGGGGGGAAGCGGUCGUCGACCCAUCCUCGGGCGACACCGUCGGCCGCCUGGAGAGGUUCACCUACACGCCCAAGCCCAAGGAAGCAGGAAAGCGGCCCGAGUGGCUCAUGGUGGAGUUCAGUCUGGAUCAGCAACUCGUCGAGGGCGGCCAAGAACCAAGAACCGUGCUUUGCAAGAUCUAUCGCAGCCCUCGAUUCCUCAAUUCCGUGUCCAAGUCUUUGGCUUCAUCAGCGUCCGCGCGCAAGUGCAAGAGGAAGGCGGCCGACGAGCGACCGGCGUGUCCGCGCAAGUCCAUCAAGGCCACCGACGAACCAUCUCCCGUCAGGCGGCAGCUCCUCUUUCCUCCCCCUACCGCACCAAUUCAGCAGGCACCAAUUCUGGAGGACGAUGAAGCCUUUCUUGGCGACAACCAAUUCUGGAGCGAGCACUACCGCAUCGGCGAGCUCUCCGAUCCCGCGCCAAAUUGGCCGGUCCAAUUCCAAGUCGACGACUUGGGCGAGCAAUUCUGGAGUGGACUGCCCCAGCUCGAUGGUGGCGAGCCUUCUGCUCCUUGGAGCUGCUCAAUGAUGACGGCUACAUCGACUCCAUUGUGCGGUGGAAGAGACUUCUUCUGGAAUUCCAUUGCCACUCUCUGAAUCUCAUCUCUGCUGAAUGCUGAUCAUGGCUGACGGAUGACACAAGACGGUUUGAGUUGAGUAAGUGCACAAUAUUGGUGCAUCAGCGAAAGGAUACUUAGAACAUGAUCUGGAGUUGGAUACAGUGUUUAACAUCUGCAGUUUAGUUUUUUUUAACAUCUGCAGUUUAGUAGUACUCCGUAGUAGUCUGUUCACCCUGUGAUGUGUUGUUCUGUAAUAUGUAGU
Molecule: messenger RNA, 1179 nt
Organism: Lolium rigidum
Lineage: Eukaryota; Viridiplantae; Streptophyta; Magnoliopsida; Poales; Poaceae
Product: NAC domain-containing protein 41-like
Exons: 1
Coding region: 1-954 (317 amino acids)
Biological process (GO): regulation of DNA-templated transcription
Molecular function (GO): DNA binding
Source: RefSeq, a predicted model, not a curated record